Messenger RNA from Lycium barbarum (goji berry), 441 nucleotides. RefSeq lists its product as uncharacterized. The record is from RefSeq and is a predicted model, not a curated record. NCBI's taxonomy places the organism in Eukaryota, Viridiplantae, Streptophyta, Magnoliopsida, Solanales, Solanaceae. The transcript has a single exon. Bases 1 to 441 code for a protein of 146 amino acids.
AUGAAGAAGUAUUUUACCAAAGUACCAAAAUCAGCUUUGCUGUCACAUAGUCAACCUAACCAGGAUGCAGAUGCCAACCAUUCAAAAGUACCUCUACAUCCUUCUCAAGAAUUCGAAUUGAGUUCUUUAAAGUAUGAUCCGGGUGAAAGAACUCUAAUCUUGGACUAUCAUCCAAAUCAUCGUGAUGUUAUUAGAAGAGCAUACCUUCAGAAUGGUUCUUGUCAACCUCGGUUUCUACAACAUGAGUAUCCUCAAAUGAAUAUUUCUGGAUUAAUGCGUCGUUUUAAUUCUGAAUGGUUUGAUGAUGUAUAUCAUGAUUGGUUGGAGUAUAGUGUUAGUAAAGAUGCAGUCUAUUGUUUGUAUUGUUAUCUAUUUAAAGACCAUAACACUAAUCAAGCUCGAGGUGAAGUAUUUUCAACUAUUGGGCUUAAGAGUUGGUAG